GAGGCUGGAGCUGCGCUGAGCAGCUGAUAGACCGACUUGAGUGACAGACUGACUGAGUGACUGAGUGAGUGCAGCAGUGAGGGGGAGGAUUGGCUGCAACGCACAUCUGCUCUCAGACACGGCGAGGAGUUGCUUACGCCGAGGGGUCAUUUGCUGGUGUGUUAGAGAGAGAGAGAGAGACACACACACACAGAGAGGGAGAGGACACACACACACAAAAAAAAACCCCCCAGGCAGUACAUUGAAUCGCCAUGGACAACUCCGGGAAGGAAAAAGAAGCCAUGCAGCUGAUGGCUGAAGCCGAAAAGAAGGUGAAAUCGUCGCAUUCGUUCCUGGGGGGCUUGUUCGGAGGAAACUCAAGAGUAGAAGAGGCCUGUGAGAUGUUUGCCAGAGCUGCAAACAUGUUCAAGAUGGCCAAAAACUGGAGCGCUGCAGGGAAUGCGUUUUGCCAAGCAGCCCGGCUCCAUCUCCAGCUACAGAGCAAGCAUGACGCAGCCACCAGUUUCGUGGAUGCCGGGAACGCAUUCAAGAAAGCGGAUCCCCAGGAGGCCAUAAGCUGUUUAAAUGCAGCCAUUGACAUUUACACUGAUAUGGGAAGAUUUACAAUUGCAGCAAAGCAUCACAUUACAAUUGCAGAAAUUUAUGAAUCAGAGCUGGUGGACAUUGAAAAGGCUGUUGCUCAUUUCGAACAAGCUGCAGAUUACUAUAAAGGAGAAGAAUCAAACAGUUCAGCUAACAAGUGUUUGCUGAAAGUGGCUGCAUACGCAGCACAACUAGAACAGUAUCAGAAGGCAAUCGAAAUUUAUGAACAGGUUGGGACCAACACCAUGGACAAUCCAUUGCUGAAAUAUAGUGCAAAGGAAUAUUUUUUCAAAGCAGCCCUCUGCCAUUUUAUUGUUGAUGAGCUGAAUGCUAAGCUUGCUUUGGAGAAAUAUGAAGAAAUGUUUCCAGCAUUUUCAGAUUCACGGGAAUGCAAGCUUUUAAAGAAAUUGCUUGAAGCUCAUGAGGAACAAAAUGGUGAAGCUUAUACAGAAGCAGUAAAAGAAUUUGAUUCCAUAUCUCGGCUGGACCAGUGGCUUACGACUAUGUUGCUGCGCAUCAAAAAAUCCAUCCACGGAGAGGGAGAUCUCAAGUGAACACUUUAUAGGCACAGAGUACCCUGCCUGCCAAAAUUGUCAAAUGCUAUUAUGUGUACUGGGCUGUGGAUACCUGUUUUCAAUGUUUAUGGCUCAAUUUGUUUCCGUAGUGUAAUCCACAAAGUUAAUGUAUCAUUCAACAACACUAUUCUAAUUCCCAGUUUGGGAACCAGUCCUGGCCGAUGAGCAUUGCUGCACUAUGGAGGGGAUGGAAAUAUCGCUUCAUAAUUUACUUGAAAACCGAAUUGAUGCUGGUUAAAACAAAAAUUCCUAAUACAAAUGUAAGCAGAUGGUGUCUAAAUGCUACAAUGACAGAUCCUGAAGAAACGCACGUUGCAAAAAAAUGUUGAAUAUAAUUUCCGCGUCUCAAUCUGUUCUGAACCGAUCAGGUGGCAGUGAGACCCCCUGUGGCCAGGCACACACCAAUUCAAAACUAAAUCUGGUGGCUGUGUAAUGGCAUAAAAUAUUUGUUACAAAGACCAAAUUUGUACCUUUUCCUCCCUCCUCUGACUGCUUGGCGAGUUUUGCUUUAAUACUGUUGAUUUUUUUUUACUAAUCUAUGCUGGGAAUUUUAUAGGUAGUGUCAAUACAAAACAAAUUGCUGAAUUAGUCAGUUUCUAGGAUACCAGAACAGCGGGAUUUUCCUUUCAUUGAUAAUUAAAAAUAUUUCUGUUUAGUCACACCACCUUAGAUUCUGAAAGGGAUGAUGUGUACAAGAUGGUUUACUGUAAAGUCAAAUGGCAGGGCAAGAGAAUUUCACAACUGGUCAGAAUUAUGCCAAUAACACAAUUAUUUAAACUCUAAAUGUUGUAUGUUACGAAGAUAACCGCUGGGCAAAGUAGGAUUUUUUUUAUUGGGAUUUUCUUCUUUAAAACCUUAUAUUCUAUAGCUUUUAUUCUGUGCAACUUAUUCUGCUUGGAAUGACCUUGGAUACAUUUGAAAAAGCCUGUUUUUUUCUGGUUCUGUGGUGUAGUUGCACCCACUUGUUAUUCAUGUUUCCAAUGCUGGAUAGUGGGGAACUUUUUACUGCUUACAAGAAGUCUAAAUUAACAUAUGACCAUUCUAUGCAAUGUAGUCCUGUAUAAGAGUGUCCCAAAGGUAAUAUUUUCAAAGAAGGAUUCCAACACAUUUUCCACGUUUUAUUAAUUGUAUAUGUUUUAAGCAGUUUAAAUCUGUAUCUAGGAUCUCAGCUGAACAGCUCUUACCAUUAUAGUUGUACAUAAGGCACAAAUGUAUCGUAGAUACCAUGUUGGCUUGAACAGUGUUUAGCUGUAAACGCUAAUUUAGUUGCUUGGAGCACUUUAUGGCAAAAUGUUUUGUGAGGUAAAACUUC
Messenger RNA from Callorhinchus milii (elephant shark), 2469 nucleotides. RefSeq names its product beta-soluble NSF attachment protein. Gene Ontology annotation, molecular function: soluble NSF attachment protein activity; syntaxin binding. NCBI's taxonomy places the organism in Eukaryota, Metazoa, Chordata, Chondrichthyes, Chimaeriformes, Callorhinchidae. The record is from RefSeq and is a predicted model, not a curated record. Gene Ontology annotation, cellular component: synaptobrevin 2-SNAP-25-syntaxin-1a complex; terminal bouton; vacuolar membrane. Gene Ontology annotation, biological process: synaptic transmission, glutamatergic; intracellular protein transport; SNARE complex disassembly. The coding region runs from base 252 to 1136 and encodes 294 amino acids. The transcript has 11 exons.